AACCAGACGCCUGAGACAGGAUUUUUCAAAUGAUUUUUCAACUCUGCUAUCAAUAAUAACUCUACAGAAGCCGAUAAAGCAACCCAACCAGAAUAAUGAAUAGAGGUUUCUUCACAGAGAAGUAGAGAAAGAAACAAAAUAGAUAAGACUCAGGAUAAGGAGUUACAAGGCUCUUUUGAGAGAGAGGGAAAAACAGACCGGACCCUUUUGUGUUGGCUUCAAUUUCUUGUUGGAAAAUCAUGGCAAUGGUUUGAAGACUAGAACUUUGUAUGGCGAGUCACAGAGCUGGAGAGAUUGGUUUGGCAGACUCAGGGCCUUCAAACGACCAUAACCCAUAUGCAGUUUUUCAUGGGAUUAAUCAUCCCACUAGCUUCGUUAAUCAAGGAGGAUCUGCUUUUGAUUUUGGAGAGCUGGAGCAAGCUAUUGCACUGCAAGGAGUGAAGAUCGAUAAUGAUGAAGCUAAAGCACCUUUAUUUACCACAGUCAGGUCUGCCGCUACUCUGGAAAUGUUCCCUUCUUGGCCUAUGAGAUUCCACCACACCUCAAGAGGUAGUUCACAAUCAGGAGAGAGUACCGACUCUCAUUCAAGUAAGGCAGAGGCUCAUCUUGAACCAGACUCUCCCAUGAGUAGAAAAGAUUCUUUAGAUUAUCAGGCUUUUGAUCACAAGCAUCUUCCCCAACAGCCCCAACAACUUGACAUGACAAAUGAUGGCAAUAGAACAGGAUCAUCACAGGCUCAAAUCACUCAACCAGCUGCCAAACCCACCACAGAUAAGAGGAAGGGAGUUGGUUCAACGUCGGAAAGAGGGCAUGAUGCUAAGACAUUGAGACGUUUGGCUCAAAACAGAGAAGCAGCGAGGAAAAGCAGACUUAGAAAAAAGGCUUACGUACAGCAACUGGAAUCAAGUAGGAUAAAGCUCACUCAGUUGGAGCAAGACCUUCACCACGCUCGAGCUCAGCAGGGACUGUUGUUGGGAGGUGCCGGCGGACCUGGUGGAAAUAUCAGUUCUGCAGGUGCCGCAAUAUUUGACAUGGAAUACGCGAGAUGGUUAGACGAUGAUCUAAGGCACAUGUCGGAGCUCCGGGCAGGGUUGCAACAUCAUUUGCCGGACCACGAUCUUAAGAAAAUAGUAGAUGGGUAUGUUGGUCAUUACGAUGAAAUCUUCCACUUGAAGGGAGUGGCUGCCAAAACAGAUGUCUUCCAUCUCAUAACCGGAAUGUGGACUACUCCGGCGGAGCGUUGCUUCCUCUGGAUGGGUGGUUUUCGGCCCUCCGAGCUAAUCAAGAUGUUGAUAACCCAACUGGACCCAUUAACAGAGCAACAAGUGAUGGGAAUUUACAGCCUCCAACAUUCCUCACAACAGGCUGAGGAGGCCCUUUCCCAGGGCCUGGAUCAGCUACAGCAAUCUCUUAUUGACACCGUUUCCGGUGGUGGCUCUUUCAAUGAUGGCUUGCACCAUAUGGCCGUCGCUAUGGGCAAGCUGACUAAUCUCGAAGGCUUUGUUCGACAGGCCGAUAAUCUAAGACAACAAACUCUACAUCAACUGCGGCGAAUCUUAACAGUUCGACAAGCGGCAAGAUGUUUUUUGGUAAUUAGCGAGUACUAUGGUAGACUACGAGCCCUAAGUUCCCUUUGGACAUCUCGGCCUCGAGAGACUUUGAUGAGCGAUGAUAACUCCUGCCAAACGGCCACGGAUUUUCACAUGGUGCAAUCUUCACAACACCACUUCUCCAACUUUUGAUCAUGAUCACAAUAGGCGGAAAAAGCUGUACGUGAUGAUGAAGAAGAAGAAGAAUUCUCCCAUAGCUAAUUAGGAGAGGAUUUUCCUUGAUCUAUUUAUCUUGAUGAGUUAUGUUGCCAGCCUUGUAGAUGUGACAUUACAUAUAUGAGGAAGCUAGCUUAUAGUUUGAAGUAAACAAAGAGGAAACAUAGAAGAAUAUGGAAUGUUUAGGUAUGUCUUGGAAUGAACGUAUGCAUGCCCUUGUUAUUUAUUCUGACUUGC
Messenger RNA from Rhododendron vialii, 2003 nucleotides. Its product is annotated as transcription factor TGA9-like. The transcript has 13 exons. Bases 270 to 1742 code for a protein of 490 amino acids. NCBI's taxonomy places the organism in Eukaryota, Viridiplantae, Streptophyta, Magnoliopsida, Ericales, Ericaceae. Gene Ontology annotation, biological process: DNA-templated transcription; regulation of DNA-templated transcription. Gene Ontology annotation, molecular function: sequence-specific DNA binding; DNA-binding transcription factor activity. The record is from RefSeq and is a predicted model, not a curated record.